Oncorhynchus tshawytscha (Chinook salmon) is the source of this 2584-nucleotide messenger RNA. RefSeq names its product IgGFc-binding protein. Bases 619 to 2292 code for a protein of 557 amino acids. Lineage: Eukaryota; Metazoa; Chordata; Actinopteri; Salmoniformes; Salmonidae. The transcript has 4 exons. The record is from RefSeq and is a predicted model, not a curated record.
UUCCAUAAUCGGCAUCCAAAAAUGCAGAUUAAUCGGUUAACCUCUUUCAUAUUACAACCAGUGGCCAUGUACCACACCCCCCUCGGGCCUUAUUGCUUUAAUAUACUUCAACCUGGUAGACUAGAGGCCAAAAAGACAGUUGUGCCAUGCAGGAUGCAGACAAUGUUUUACAAACAUUUUAAAGAACUGGGAUCGACUCCUUUUCAUUCUCAGUCAUUUAAAAUCAUUUAAAACUGAAUUUCAACAUUACUUUCAAAAAUAUACAAUUCAACAUCAGAGUGCUGACAUGUAGUAAUGGCAACAAGCUAUUAAAUGGAAUUGGAUGUGUCAUAGUGCAGGUGCUAUGACCAUUUACUUAACCUUUUCCUUUAUCACCUUUCACCCUCGCAUCCCAGUCUUCCAGGCCUCUGUCUGCUUCUAUGCAAAGAGUUGUCAAAUGUCAAGAGUUUGACUGUCAAAUGUGUCAGUGUUUCCAAGGAGGAAAAAGCAAGACAGAGUCUAACUAGAGUCAGUUAACUGAGGGAAGGUGAAGAGAGUGUAUCUGCCCCAAGCCCAGUUACCUGCCAACCUCGACGACCCAUCUGACACCACCCCUGCUCCCUUCUGGCUUUAGUGGCCAUGGCCCUCGUCACAACCAUGGGAGUGGUGCCAGUCGUUCUCCUGGUCCUGGCAGCCUUUGACUCAGUGUCCACAGCACACUCUUUUCCUAAUAGUUUUGGCAAAGAGUUCAUCACUGCAUUCCCGGAGAACAUCGCCUUUUACCAUCCCACUCAGCCUUACAACAGAAUUGUAAUCACAGCACUACACAGUGACACCACGGUAAUUAUGAAAAUGAGGGAACUGGGUUCCACAGAUACCAGGAACCUGAAUGCAGCACAGGAAGUUGUGAUUCAGACAAGUUGGAUAAGUGCAGAACUCAAGAGGUCAAAGUUCUCUAACAACACAAUCCAUGUGACCAGCAACAAAGACAUCAGUGUCCUUGCCAUCAGCCAAAGAGGUGAAAGCAUCCAGGCCACGGUAGUCCCACCGGUGGAGAGCUUGGGUACAGAGUACCAUGUCCCCCCUAUACCUGAGAUGAAGCAUCCUCAGCCUCAAAUAGACCCAGGGAACCAUUUGUUUAGGCUCAUCAUCAUAAACAAUAAAGAAACUAACAAGGUCACCAUCUCAGGGCCAGCAGGUGAGAACGAGACUGUCUCACUCCAGCCGUUCCAACUGGUUCAACUCGGGCUCAAUAGAUCACUGCCAGAGCCACACGUAUUGGCCGACCACCCCGUGGCGGUCCUGUACAGCCACCCAUGUGCUGCCACAACUAACUGCACCUGUAGUUUUCUGUUCAGCCCUCUGUACCCCGUCACAGCUUGGGGGUCAGAAUACCUUGUGCACCCCUCUUUGGAGAAUGGAGCUUUGAAUGAAACUACCUUCCUGCUGACGACCAACCAAAGUGUGAGUUUACUCAGCGAACCCCCCACAGAGCCCCUCCAACUGCAGUCUUCCAACGAGCUUCCCUUCCUCCCUGGUGGCUCCUCCCUGGUCAAGACCUCCAGUCUUGUCUCCCUGACCCUCCACAGGCCAGGCCUACUCCUCAGCCUCAUCCCAACGCAUAGCUUCUCCACCUGCUACCUCCUCCACUCCCUCAACGCCAUGAGGAACCAGGCCCUGUUAGUAGCCCCCACAGCCCAGACAGAGGGGGUGCAUCAGGGGAACACAGCCCUGGAUGUCACAUGGACUCCCAUGAUGGGGACCGAGUACUCCUGGGCACUCAUUGACUUUGGGACAGAAUACAGGAGGCAUGUCAUCUGGCAUAGUUCCUCCAAAAUGGCUGCUUACUACUUGGGAGAGACAAACGGCAUGGUUUUUGGGAAUCCGGCUGCCAGCAUCAGCACAGAUCCAGAUUCUAAGGGCUGUUUGCUGAGGCCAGAGGUUGUGACACUUGGGGACAAGCAGGGUGGCUGGCCCGAGUCUCUGAAGUACUGCCAAGAUCAGGGCUACAGUCUGGUCAGCCUGAACACAGAAGAGUUUCUACUUCAAGUGACCAAUAAACUGAGGGAGAUGCAGGGUCAGGUGUGGAUAGGCCUCCGUCGGAGCUCACUGACAGGGCAGUGGUACUGGCUGAGCAAGGCUGCUGUGUCCUUCAGUCACUGGGCCCAGGGUGAGCCAGGGAACCCCAUACAGGGCCAGUGUGCCAUGAUGACACUGGACCCCCAGGGAAACUAUACCUGGAGCGACCAGAGCUGCUGUGAAGCUCUCCCAGCCGUCUGCUACAGAGAGCCACUACACUUCCCCCUUCAGUAGAGCUCUAUACAUGACCAUGUCCCUUUCUGUAGUAACCUUCAUACAUUAUAAGCACUAGAUUCAAGCCCCUUUGUGAAGGGCAUUUCAUAAGAUAUAUUCUCUAAACAGCUGUACUGUAUGUCUCAAUCCAGAAUGAUUGAAACCGACUGGUGUCUCUGAUCUAGGUCUUCUUGACAAAUAAGACUGUUUUUACUUGUUAUUCAUAUUACAGGUCCAAACCUGAUUGUAUCAAAUCAAUGAAAUAUUAUCUACUGUAGUCUUGUGUAAAGUCUUAGAUAAGGUGUAACAUAUG